CAAACUUUUUAGGUGGUUAUAUAGCGACCCAUGAGCUUUAACCUUUCUGUACCCAGAGGGAGGAAGCGGCCGGGUCCUCAUCCACGGCAGCAGCGGGACAGAUGCUGGGCUGCCCUGCACAGCCCUCGCCUCCCGCUGCGCUCUGCCCUGCGCUCAGCCUGCCCAGAUACAGCUGCGCCUCCUGACUGCACGAUCCUGAGAUGGGACAGAACAAUAGCAACCCCCAGCCUGGGGAUCUGAUCGAGAUUGACCGGCGUGUUUGCCAGCAUUGGGCCCUCUACACGGGAAAUGGAUAUGUUAUCCAUGUGACAGAUGAAGGAGCUCAUUCCAGUUCAGGUACCAUCACAUCAGUAUGGGCCGCCAUGGUCAAGGUGAAGAAGGAGCUCCUGACUAAGGUGGCUGGAAAUGAUAAAUGGCGUGUUAACAACAAGUAUGAUCGCUCCCGCACUCCUCGUCCCGUGAAGGAGAUCAUCCGGCGUGCUGAGCGCUGGGUUGGCAGGGAGGUGCCAUAUGAUGUGCCUUGGAAGAACUGUGAGCACUUUGUGACCAAGCUCCGCUAUGAAGUAGAACUUUAUGAGCAGGACAAAGAAUCAUCUUCUGACGGUGCUGCAGCAGCAAUCGGAGCUAUUGUUGCUGGUGCGGUUGCUGUUGCUGUGAUGAUACUGUCCAGGAUAUAGUAUUGCUGCUUGGCUGCCAGGUAGAGCUCAGAGCAAUCCAGGGGGAGCCCCUAACCACAGCAGCCACUGGUCAGAUUUUGCUACACCUACCAUCAACGUUUCCUAGGCACCCUUGCUGUAAACAUUAAACAAUCCUUAAUAAAAUAUCUGAAAUCCAAACUCA
This is a messenger RNA of Oenanthe melanoleuca, 840 nucleotides long. RefSeq names its product phospholipase A and acyltransferase 1-like. The transcript has 4 exons. The coding region runs from base 201 to 677 and encodes 158 amino acids. Gene Ontology annotation, biological process: N-acylphosphatidylethanolamine metabolic process. The record is from RefSeq and is a predicted model, not a curated record. Gene Ontology annotation, molecular function: A2-type glycerophospholipase activity; glycerophospholipid phospholipase A1 activity. Gene Ontology annotation, cellular component: cytoplasm. Lineage: Eukaryota; Metazoa; Chordata; Aves; Passeriformes; Muscicapidae.